Messenger RNA from Ectocarpus siliculosus, 1461 nucleotides. The record is from the annotation of a GenBank genome assembly. NCBI's taxonomy places the organism in Eukaryota, Phaeophyceae, Ectocarpales, Ectocarpaceae.
AUGAUCAAGCAGCGACCAAUAUCGCCGUCGCUGCUCCCGACAACGGCAGCAAGCGCCGCUACACCAUCAAACGGGUCGCGAUUCGCUUCGCUGAGAAGAGCCGUACAGGGUCGGCCGAGCUGCUCGACCUCGGCUCGCACGGUGUGCGUGCUGCUGGCGGCGCUCUGCCUCGUGUUCUUCGUGGCGGAGAUGAAGGAGGCGCCCAGAAGCAUCCACACCAGCAGCGCGGCUCAAAAUUCUGCUAGCAGCGAACCAGACCCAGACUCCGCACCCAGCACGGCGGUGGUCGUGGUGAAAGACCAAGACCAUGAGGAGGAGCCGCAGAAGCAGGCGGAGGAAGUGGAGAACAUGCCCCCUGCUGCGUUUCUAGGAGGCUUGAGGCGCUUCGAGAGCUUCGAGGAGUUCGUGGAGAGGUCGAGAGCCGAAGACGGGCCGGCGGCUAUGCCAGUGGUGCCCUUGGACGGGAAGCAUGUCACGCUUCCUUCGGUCAUCAUCGUGGGGGCACGGAGGUCAGGGACAUCGACGCUGUUCAGCAUGCUUAGCCAGCAUCCCGCGGUAGGUUCGAUGGCCCCCGAACCCCGUCCGGAGUUAUCAUGCGGAUUCAUGGCGCAGGACCCAGAAACGUUCCCCCAAGAAGCCGAAUGGCCCGGCGACAACCUCGAGAAGGAGCUGCCGGCGAGCGUUUUGGGGAAACUGUUGGAGGAGUUUGCUCGGCCGUACACGGUGUCUGAGAGCAGACAUGAGGGGGUCGACGCGCCCAACCUUGUCACGACGGCGGUAAGCCCCGGGUACUUCGCGUCGCACCUGGCGCCGUAUCGGCUGAAGUUGGCCAUGCCUGACGUUAAGAUCGUCGUGGUGCUGAGAGAUCCCACGAACAGGUACUACUCUGAAUUGAGAGAAGCGCUGUGCGCGGACGAGGUAGAUUGGGAGGACAUCAUGUCGUCCUACGCCAUGCCUGCCGCUAGCAAGGACUACCUGUCCGACGCUGUAUUGGAUUACUCGCCCUACGACAAGAGAUGCCUAGGGGAAGGGGCAUCCGCCGCCGAUCUUUGGGCGUGCCAGAAGGGCUUGGAGAAGAGCCACACGCCGCUGUUGAAGGGUCUCUACGCCCCGCAGCUUGAGCGGUGGCAGCGGGCGUUUGGCGAGUCGCAGGUCCUUGUGGUCCAGGCCGAGAAGCUGUUCCAGGAGCCGGAGAAGACGGCAGCGGAGGUGGCCAAGUUCGCCGGCCUUGCCGCCGAGCACACGUUCUUCGAGUUCGCCGUGGACAGGGAGGCCUCGUGCGACCCCCGGAGGAAGAAGAACCCGGAGGUGGUAACGGCCUACUCCAAGAGAAAGGAGUCCGAGCCGCAGCUGCGCAAGUGGUACGCGGAGCACAACGACAUGGUGUCGGAGCUGCUGGGCGAGGAGAUGGGGUGGAACGACCGAAUACGGUCGGCCUUCGUCAGCCCUCCCGCCCCCUGA